Molecule: messenger RNA, 234 nt
Organism: Thlaspi arvense
Lineage: Eukaryota; Viridiplantae; Streptophyta; Magnoliopsida; Brassicales; Brassicaceae
Source: the annotation of a GenBank genome assembly
AUGAAAGAGUACAAGGGUGAGGAGGUACUCAACAAAGCAAUUCUAGAUGCUAUAGAAUGGAACUCAGCGCAACUGAAGACAGCUUUUAAGCAGAUUCGUAAUACCAUAUACAUCAAAGAGAAAGGAAAAAACAAUAUAUGUGUCAUAUGCAGAACAGAUGCGGCUUGGAAAGGAGACUGUAUGACUGUGGGUUUGGGCUGGGAAUUCACAGAAAAAGAAAACCGCUGGAAAUGA